Molecule: messenger RNA, 732 nt
Organism: Salvelinus namaycush (lake trout)
Lineage: Eukaryota; Metazoa; Chordata; Actinopteri; Salmoniformes; Salmonidae
Product: stimulator of interferon genes protein-like
Exons: 4
Coding region: 1-732 (243 amino acids)
Biological process (GO): reticulophagy; defense response to virus; autophagosome assembly
Cellular component (GO): autophagosome; endoplasmic reticulum membrane
Molecular function (GO): cyclic-di-GMP binding; 2',3'-cyclic GMP-AMP binding
Source: RefSeq, a predicted model, not a curated record
AUGCAACAGUUGGGAGGGGAGGAGAGUCUGGUCCCUCAGCCUCGUGGGAGUCUACACAAAGCCGGUGCGAUAGGAUUGGCUACCGUGGUGAUGACGGCCAUCUUGGUUUUGGAGCCUGAGAGCUUCUUCAGACACGUUGCAGCAGCGAUACUCAUCCUGACUGUGGGGCCCUCGCUGCAUGGAGUGUUUCUUCUCUUAGAGGAAUGUCUUCAUCAUGCAACUACCCGGUACCGUGGUGGGAGGCUGGGUCAGAUGGUGACAGCCUGUGUGGGUGUGUAUACUCUCCUGGGUGUGGGGUUGGCAGUGCUGCUGUUGGGCCUGACCGAGCCACAGCCCUGGAGAGACCAGUGGAGCAUGGUGAUCUUGGCCUUUGGCCUCUACCCUCUACUCAAAACCCUGGGAGUACUGGGUCCGUCUGAAGUGGAAGUGUCAGAGAUUUGUGAGGAGAGGAAGAUGAACGUGGCUCAUGGCCUGGCUUGGUCUUUCCACCUGGGCUACCUCAACCUGGUGUUGCCUCGGUUGGAGGGUUCUAUAGCAGAAUUCCGUGCCUUACACACGGCAGGUCCGUUUGAGACCAGGGGUUCCAGAAAGCUCCUAAUCCUCCUCCCUCUCAACGCCAACAUCGCUCACAAGCUGGAGGAUGAAGACACCAACAUCCGUUUCUAUGACAACCUCCCUAACACAGAGAUCGACAGAGCAGGGGUCAGGGGGCGUGUCUACAAGCACAGGUAG